Messenger RNA from Solanum pennellii, 871 nucleotides. RefSeq names its product LOB domain-containing protein 15-like. NCBI's taxonomy places the organism in Eukaryota, Viridiplantae, Streptophyta, Magnoliopsida, Solanales, Solanaceae. Bases 92 to 808 code for a protein of 238 amino acids. The transcript has 3 exons. The record is from RefSeq and is a predicted model, not a curated record.
UCUACUUUCUUCUCUCUCUCUCUCUCCUUUUUUUUUCUUCUACCAAAUCCAUCUAUCUUUCUAUCAAAAGGCAAUACUAGAGUAUUAUUACAUGUCCACAACAAGGGAGAGAUUGGAUGAGAUUAUUGGGAAGAAGUUAAAGAUAGAGAAUAUUGAUGCAAGUUCAAAGUUACAUAUGCAACAAAUUAUGGGAAGAAGACAUAUAAUAUUGGAACCUUCAUGCACAAAAUUGAAUACUAUUAUACCUUGUGCUGCUUGUAAGCUUUUGAGAAGAAAAUGUGCUGAAGAAUGUCCAUUUUCUCCUUAUUUCUCUCCACAUGAACCACAAAAAUUUGCUGCUGUUCAUAAAGUCUUUGGUGCUAGCAAUGUUUCUAAGUUGCUCAUGGAGGUGCCAGAAAGUCAAAGGGCAGAUGCAGCAAAUAGUUUGGUAUAUGAAGCAAAUGUGAGGCUAAGGGAUCCAGUCUAUGGGUGCAUGGGUGCAAUUUCAACUUUAAACCAACAAGUUCAAUCGUUACAAGUCGAGCUUAACAUAACAAGGGCUGAAAUUUUGAGAUAUAAAUAUAGAGAAGCAAUGAAUAAUCUAAUCAUUGCAUCCACGGGUAUUGGAGCCACGGUGGCCGCGGCUGAGUUGCCCCAAGCUCCUUCUACUCCCACCCAUCCACCACGGCCACCGCCUCCCCAAGAGUCUUUUGGGGUUGUUGUCCCUUCUUGUUCUUCUCCUCCUUCAACUCAAUCCGUAUACGCAACUCCUUCUAAUGGAGCAAACUUUAGUGUUAUUUCAAACAAUAAUGUACCCUAUUUUGAUUAGUAUGUUUAAUAAUCGAUGCAGAGUUGAAUUCAAAAUUGAGAAUUAAUAAAUUCAAACUUUUUA